Cuscuta campestris is the source of this 2354-nucleotide messenger RNA. The record is from the annotation of a GenBank genome assembly. Lineage: Eukaryota; Viridiplantae; Streptophyta; Magnoliopsida; Solanales; Convolvulaceae.
CGAUAUUCCCAAACAGGUACUAAAUAGAAAUAUAAUCCGAAAUCUGUGGAAUUGGACUAUCCUCGUGGUGAGUUUUUUUUAACUUUUAACAGUGACCGACUCCCCGCCUUACACUCACUACACAAAAGCCUAAUUAACCGCCCACUCACUCCCUUAACUCAAUCUUUCCAUAAUAAAAUUAACUUUCCUAAACACACAUUUUUACCAUUAAAAAAUCCACUUUAUGAAUUAACCAUCGCUGUAAAAAAAACAUGGCCUCCAUGCAAAACCAACCCGAGGAAUCAACCGCCAUACUCAUUCCGCCGUCUCCAAAUACCCCGUUGUUGGGCGGCGGCCCAAGGCGGCGCAGCCGAUCCAAGCCCAUCGCCGCCGUGGCCGUGUCGGCGAUUCUUGCCGUGGCAGCGCUUCUUGUGACGGUGCCGCGUGGCAUUGGCGGGAAGGGGAAGACCGACGACGACACCCUUUCGUCUCCGCAUUUGCCAAGCGGGACGGCGGUUUUCUCGGCCGGGCCGGCGGUGGCGCGUGGGUUUAGAGAAGGAGUGUCGAACAAGUCAUUCGGCCCGCCGCCGGGAGAUGAUCGGCCGUUCACGUGGACGGAGGAGAUGCUGAGCUGGCAGAGAAGUUCCUUCCAUUUCCAGCCCAAGAAAAACUGGAUGAACGGUCCAUUAUUUUACAAGGGGUGGUAUCAUCUUUUUUACCAGUACAAUCCAGAAUCGGCAAUAUGGGGCAACAUCGUAUGGGGCCAUGCGGUCUCGAGAGACUUGAUUCACUGGGACCACCUCCCCAUAGCGAUGGUGCCCGACCAUUGGUAUGACGCUAAUGGCGUAUGGACGGGGUCGGCUACCACCCUCCAUGAUGGCCAACUCGUCAUGCUCUACACGGGGGCCACAUACGAUCUCGUCCAGGUCCAAAACCUGGCCUAUCCCGCUGACCCAUCUGACCCUCUCCUAGUCAAAUGGGUUAAGUACGAGGGCAAUCCAGUCCUCGUUCCGCCUCCCGGGAUCGGGUCUCGGGAUUUCCGAGACCCCACCACUGCGUGGUACACGAUGGACGACGGCAAGUGGCACAUCAUGAUCGGUUCGAAGCUCAACAAAACCGGGAUCACCAUGAUCUUCGACACCGAUGACUUCAAGAGCUUCAAGCUCGUAAACGGGUUGGCCCAUGGGGUCUCGGGUACGGGCAUGUGGGAGUGCGUGGACUUUUACCCGGUUUCAACCACGGGCGAGAACGGGUUGGAUAGCUCCUGUAAUGGGCCGGACACGAAGCACGUCUUGAAGACGAGUCUCGAUGACGACCGAAAUGACUAUUACGCCCUCGGUACGUAUGACGAGGGGGCUCAGAAAUGGAGGCCCGACGACCCGAGUCUGGAUGCCGGAAUCGGGUUAAGAUACGAUUACGGCACCUACUACGCCUCCAAAUCCUUCUAUGAUCAAGAAAAGAAGAGAAGAGUUAAUUGGGGUUGGAUUUAUGAAAUUGAUAGUGUUACUUCUGACUUACAAAAGGGGUGGGCUUCCCUCCAGUUGGACAUUGUUGCGGAGUUUGAAGUAGACGAAGAGGCGUUGGAAAAAGCGGAAAGCAACCACGUACCUUACACUUGUAGGGCAGCCGGAGGCGGGGCCGCCCUACGAGGCGCCUUAGGGCCAUUCGGCCUGCUGGUUCUGGCGAACCACCAGUACGCCGAGCAGACUCCCAUCUACUUCUACAUUGCAAAAGGUGCAAAAGGAAAGUUCAAUACUUUUUUCUGCGCUGAUCAUUUGAGAUCAUCCCUAGCUACGGACGUGCGAAAGGCAACCUAUGGUAGCACGGUUCCCGUGCUUGACGGCGAAAGACUCUCCAUGAGAAUAUUGGUGGAUCAUUCAAUAGUGGAGAGCUUUGCCCAAGGGGGGAGAACAUGCAUCACUUCAAGAGUGUACCCAACAAGGGCUAUUGGUUCAGCUGCUAAGCUCUAUCUGUUCAACAACGCCACGGAGGCCGCCGUGACGGCGUCCGUGGAAGUCUGGCAAAUGGCCGCCGGAAAGGACGACUCCGCCGCUCACACGCCCAAAUGGAGGACCUCCUCCGCCGCCGCCGCCAUUCUACUUGUCUUCGUGAUCUUUUUCUUGUAGUCUCAUUAUAUUUGUUCCCAAUCCAUCUUAUAAUUAAGGGAGGUGAGGGAAAUAUCUUCCCGUUGCGCAGAACGAAGAAAAAUCCCAAGUUUUUUCAAUCUAUUUUAUUUAAAUAUUGGUAUAGAAAUAAAAAAUAAAACAUACAUAUUUAAAAACUACAUCAAAAGUUCAACAAAACAAGUGGUGACAAGACUAUUUUAUUUUAUCAUAUAGGCCAUGAAAAAAUACAAAUAAAUAUAAAUUCCCGUG